ACACGAACCACCUUCGUUGCUUUGCAAGUUGUGUGAUUAUGCUGCAACACUACCUGUGCUAUUGUAAGCCCACAUUGAGAGUGCUCACGAGAAGAUAAGAUAUCCCUGUAAUUUAUGUGAUCAUGCAUCGACAUCCCAAGGAAAUCUUAGGCAGCAUAAGAAACGUAUCCAUAAAUUGAAACCUGAAGAUGCAUUUGAUUAAAUGUUCCAAAAAUUAUGUUUUCUGAAAAUUAAAUUUAAUACUUUUUUGUUUUGUUUUUGUUUGGUUCUGACAUUUAUAUGUUCUGAACAAAUUUUAAUUUUUAUGUUUACAGAUUAAAAUGGAGCUUCCGUUUGAGGUUCUGGACCAGGCACAGCUUGAUAUUCAGAGAGCUAAAUUAAGCAAAAAUAUUCAGGACUUGAAUUCCAAAUCUGAAGACAAUGAAGUUCUUAAGAAUAUAAUGGUUGAUCUUCUUAAACUCCAGUUUAGUUUGGAGGACAACUUACUCCUCAUGAAACAGUUAAACUGUUUUCCAACUGAAAAUGAAAAGAAGGAUGUAAUUGUUAAUGCUGGGCGCCUCCAAAUUGCUCUGAUCAGUUCAGUAAAUCAGCUGGGAUUUCAAUGGAUGAGGCGGUGUCCUCUUUUCACAAAUUUAGAAACAGGAGAGCAAACCAGUUCAAUAUCUGAUAUUACGCCCCCUGUACUUGAUCAAACUCUUUCCUGUCUGGAAAUUAAAAUCGAUGUCGAUGAAAUAGAUAAUCUAAUGGAAGCUGGGGAAGAAAAUUUCCCGGAAAAACUCUGUCUUCUUGAUUCAAAAACUCGUUUCACAGAAACCGCGGUUCUUCCUGAAUUCAAGGAUGUGAAUGAGUUUAAUCCUGGUACUUUAGUAAAUCCUUCCAACUUAAUUGUGAAAGAGGAGGAAAUGGAUACAAAAGGUUGUGGGAAUCCCUGUGAAAGUUGUGAAUAUGUUGCACGAAGUGAACAAGCUCUUCGUCGUCAUCAAAUCAAAAAACAUAAGAACGUCAAGACUAUUCAACGCUGUGAACCUUGUAAACUCUCAUAUAAAAGCUUAAAAGGAUUAAGAAGACAUCAGCGGGAGAUUCAUGGACGUUAUAAAUACUCUUGUAAAUUCUGUGCUUAUGUUGGAAGUAGAGAAAAAUUUAAAAAACAUUUAAGGAUAUCUCACUCAGAUAAAAAUCCAGAUGUUCUAGAAUGCGGGGUAUUAGUUGAAUCACAAGGGGAUUUCAAAUGUAAAAAGAAAACCAGGCGACCAUGUAAGAAAUGUGAAUUUAUCGGAGACUCAGCUGCAAACUUGAGAAUACACAUGCAAAGUUCUCAUUAUACUGAGGUCAAAUGUGAACAGUGUGAUUAUAUAGGAAAAUCUGAAUCACUAUUAAAGGCUCAUCUUAAAAACUGUCAUUCAGGAGUUAACUUUAUUUGUGACCAGUGUGAUUAUGUUGGUAAAUCAAAAUCACUUUUAAUGUCACACAUCAUGGGUAGACAUGAUUCGAAAACAUUGAUGUGUGAUAAAUGUGAGUAUGUCACAAAUCGUCCACAAUUACUGCAAAAACACAUAGACUUUAAACAUGAAGGAGUGAAUUUUCCCUGUGAUCAGUGUAACUAUGUUGGAGGAAGUUUAGCUCAUGUCAAAAUUCAUAAAACAACUCAACAUGAACCUCCUUCAUUCUUUUGCAAUCAGUGUGAUUACUCUGCUAAACUUGCCAAGUUUUUAAAAGCUCACAUUGAAAGUGCUCAUGAAAAGAUAAGAUAUCCCUGUAAUUUAUGUGAUCAUGCAUCAACCUCUGCAAGUAAUCUGCGACAGCACAAGAGACGUGUCCAUAAAAUGAAACCUGAAGAAACUUUUGAUUGAACGCUGACAUAAAUAAUCAUUUGUAAUUUAUCAAAUUUUCUUUCAAAUUGACUUUUUAUUUAAAACUGUCAUUUGUACGAAAAAAGGGACGAUUUGCCUAGAUUGAUCGAUAGUUUCAAGCGUUUAGAUCAUGGCUAAAAAUCGUCUUUUAGAUUACCUGCAUUUGGUGGCAUGCUGAUAAAGUCCUUAUGCGAAAACUCUUUAGUUUUACAAACCUAGAGUACCAUGGGUUUUUAGCAAACUAUUCAAGCCGGUUGAAGAAAUACCAGAUGAGAGUUAGAAAAAACUUGAGAAGUUAUGCUUAAAACGUUUUGCAGA
Molecule: messenger RNA, 2168 nt
Organism: Eurytemora carolleeae
Lineage: Eukaryota; Metazoa; Arthropoda; Copepoda; Calanoida; Temoridae
Product: zinc finger protein 142
Exons: 4
Coding region: 321-1850 (509 amino acids)
Biological process (GO): regulation of gene expression
Cellular component (GO): nucleus
Source: RefSeq, a predicted model, not a curated record